AUGGUUUGCGAAAAGUGUGAGAAGAAGCUCGCGAAGGUGAUAGUGCCGGACAAGUGGAAGGACGGUGCCCACAACACCACCGAAGGCGGCGGCCGGAAAAUCAACGAGAACAAGCUCCUGUCUAAGAAAAACAGAUGGACUCCUUAUGGACAAACCAAAUGUAUUAUAUGUAAGCAACAAGUACACCAGGAUGGCAAAUAUUGUCACACAUGCGCUUAUAGUAAAGGUAGAGUAUGUGCUAUGUGCGGAAAGCAAGUACUCGACACCAAGUUCUACAAGCAAAGCAAUGUAUAA
Messenger RNA from Striga hermonthica, 294 nucleotides. NCBI's taxonomy places the organism in Eukaryota, Viridiplantae, Streptophyta, Magnoliopsida, Lamiales, Orobanchaceae. The record is from the annotation of a GenBank genome assembly.